GAUUCGAGAAACAGCCCAUCGUAUCAUUCGAGUGAACGAUUAUCUUCAGCACAUAGGAUUUGCCGUCACUCAAAAUGAAAAUUCUAUUUGCUUUCCUUCUCGUGGCCCUUGCAAGCGCCGAUUUGACCGAAAAGCGCCAAUCCUCUCUGAAGGCACUGGACCAACUUCGUGCCGCUAUUCCCGACUUUCAAAAUGCUCAAGAUUCGGCCAUUGUCAGGAUAUCCGAUGCAAAGCAGAAUACUUCAAUCACAUUGAGCAAUUUCUAUCACAGCGUGUUCGAAAUCAAAACGUCUUCGCUGGUGAAUAUCCUGGAAGAGGAGGUUGAAGCGAUGUCCUACGGCGUAGAAGUCGAUGACUGGUGCUGGGAAAGUAACAUCCCGAUGCUCGAGGGUAUCAUGAGUUGGGUAGGAAAUGAUUUCAGCGAAUGCACUCGUCAGCUGGACGAUUCGAUUGCCGAUGUGGUCGCCAGUAUCUACAGCCGUUUCCAGGGCGAUGAAGAAGAAAUCAAGAAAUUCGGCUUACUCGAAGUCUUCCUGAGAAGGAACAUCAUCAACAACCCACAGGCCAUCGUUGAGGCCAUCAGUCAGUUGAAGUUCGAUGUUGGCGGUUCCGUUCCCGAGUUUGAGGAAAUAGUUUUGCAAUUCGAGCAAGACUUAGCAGCUAAACUGCCGGGCUACUCUGGAUGUCUCACCAGCAGGGUCAAUCUACGCAAACGCCAGAUCGAUCAACUGAAGGAUGAAACUAAGAGAUGUCUGGAAGAGCAGAAAAAGUAUAACUGAAGAGUGCUUACAAUUUUUUAAGAUGUAUUCUGACAUGCUUUUCUUCUGUUAUCGAGACUACAUUUGAGUGAAAAUUAUUCUAAUAAAUACAGUUUGUUCACAUCGAUUAAA
Molecule: messenger RNA, 890 nt
Organism: Toxorhynchites rutilus septentrionalis
Lineage: Eukaryota; Metazoa; Arthropoda; Insecta; Diptera; Culicidae
Exons: 2
Coding region: 75-779 (234 amino acids)
Source: RefSeq, a predicted model, not a curated record